CUGAUCAUAUACAUUAUUUUACUUGGCUUUAUCCCGAUUCUUCAACAUGUUGAUGCAAAAUCGGUUUUGUAUACACCAUUGAGGGUUAACUAAUAAAAGUUGCGAAAUACAGGAAGCCUCACGCGCACUGUCUUUUUUCCCAGUCAAUUUCUGUCGCAUUUUAUCAACUCGUUUGAGGAAAAAGAAAAGAGAAUGGUAGGAUGCUGCAUGCCGCUGAUUGGAUGGAGGGUGGAUGUGCCAAUAGUAUCUGAAUGCAACCUUGAUGCAAGCUGAGACUGCAUAUCUCGAUGCCUAAUGCGCAUGACCUUCAAAAAUUUCUGAUAGCAUAUCUCCAAUUCUUCAUCUCCUGUCAGCACUACUCUUAGUAUGGCGACAGUCAAAGAGAAAACACGGAGAAGAGAUAGCUUAGACAGCCCUCCUAACAUGAGCAGUGAAACACCACUAAGGAUGCUGAUCUUCGGCAGCUCUAGUGAUGUUCAGAUCUCAACUUCCCAGUCUAUAUUGGGGCAAGACGUCUUUUCCAGAUUUGAAGUCAACAUUUUAGCAACCAAGAAAAGCUCAGGGGUCGUUCAGGAAAGAAAAACAACUCUGAUCAAUACCCCAAAUCUUCAGGAUAACAGAGGCUUACCGGAUCGUAUCGUCCAGAGGGAACUGAGGAAGGCUGUUUGUUGCUCUUGUCCUGGUCCUCAUGCUGUGCUGCUCAUUCUAGAUGCGCUUCAUUUGACCGCAGACACUACAGACAUACUUAAGCCUGUGGUGCACUACUUUGGUGAACAAGUUUUGAAGCACAUACUGAUUGUUUUAUACCAAAAGAAAAAUCGGAGAGCUCUGUCCAUAGAGGAUGAGGUGAAGAGGAAUAAGAGCUUUAGGGAGAUUGCAGAGAAAUGUGGCCACAAUUACCUGUUCUUCAAUGAAGAAAUGAACCAGACUCAUGAGGGAAGCCAGACACAAGCUCUGUUCACCAAGAUUGAUGAGAUGGUCUCGGAGCAUGGAGUUUACUCAAACAUGGAGUUCAAGGAUGCUGAUAAAAGAAUUCAGAUCGAGGAGCGCUUCAUCAGAAAAUCCAUGGAGAAGCAGAUCAGGCAGACAAUGGAAAUGCUGGAGAAGAAGCAUUCAGGAGAAGCUCUGGUCAGAGAGAUGAAGAACUAUGAAGAUAAGAUACAGAUAGAGUGCAGAGAAAAAGCAGAGCUGGCCGUCGCUGAUAAAAUUGGCUUCACACUUAGAGUUGUUGAUUAUGCUGUUGCUGUGGGGAAAGGAGCGUUUGUUGGGGCACUUCUGGGGUUUGCAGUGGGAAAUGAAGGAAUGGCAAUCGGAGCUGCUAUUGGUGCUGGUCUUGGUGGAGUACUUGGAGGAGCAGUAAAUGCAGCAUGGAGCUACAUAUCCAGCUCAUUUCCAGAUGCCCUCAGGGAUUCCACCUAGUCCAUUUUUGUUUUUGUUUUUAUUUUUCUGGGGUAAUAUGUAAUUAAAAAUAUUAUAUUUUGUGGGAAUACCCAAAAAUAAAAUUUCUAAUGCACAUAUAUAUCAAUUUUGCUUUAGGAACUUCACUUAGAACUGUUUCUAGGUAUUUACAUUUUUAAAACCCCCAGAAUCUAGAUAUUCAGAUAGUUGUCUCUGGAACAAAUAUUUACCUAUACGCAGUGUUGUACAGUAACAAAUUAAAUACAAAACCUCUUUAAUUAAGUAGUUUUUCCUCAGGAAUUAUCUUUUCUAAAAAUGAUUUUGAACAAAGCCAGAGCAGAAUAUUUGGGCAUCUCACAGCAACACUGCUGCUUUGUCCCUGAAUAAAUCUGCUUUUGAAUUCAAAUUUUGAGUCAAAGAUUAAAUUUCUCUUGAGCUGGCAGAAUAAUUUUUUUUAAAAUAAAUUAUUACUUUGCAACCUCUAAAAUAUAUUCUAUAUAGUAUAUAAAUGAAUGUGCAUGUGGUAGGAUUUGCCAUAGUGAUUUUCUCAAACCUUAUUUUUAAAUUUGAAUGUUGUCACACAUUUUUUAUGAAAGACAGACAUACCAAAAUAUUAUAUAAUACCAAGCCCUUAUAUUGCACGCUGCUUUGUGCUUCACACUACUCAUACAACAGAGGUUAACAAUUAAUCCUGUGGAUUCAAAUGCUGACGUUUUACAGUAAACACUAUAAAACCUUGGGUUGACGACCUUGUUGGCAUGUUCUCAAGUAUUCAGCCUGUUUAUGUAAAGUGUCAAACUUACCUUUAAACAGGGUUGAAAGCAGAAUAAUGGUAACCUGGGUUCACCAAAAAAAAAUUAAUUCUGCUGUAAUUUGCUCAUCUUUAACUUGUUGCAAACUUAUAUUUGGGUUUGGGUUUCUUUAUAUUGUUGAGCAUAUACACACUACAUGACAAAAGUCUUGUCGUCGAUCUCAGUUGUAAGAAGGACAAAUAAAACUUAAGUUGAUUCUUCUAGUCUUUUAGUUGAUCAUUUGAAAAAGUACUGUAGCAGCAGGUAGAUUACUCCCAUGAAUCAUCUGUUGAACUGUAUCCCAAUAACCACAAAUACUGCAAAAGACCUAAUGGAACCCACAUGGAC
Danio rerio (zebrafish) is the source of this 2537-nucleotide messenger RNA. Lineage: Eukaryota; Metazoa; Chordata; Actinopteri; Cypriniformes; Danionidae. The record is from RefSeq and is a predicted model, not a curated record.